This is a messenger RNA of Dictyostelium discoideum AX4, 522 nucleotides long. RefSeq lists its product as hypothetical. Lineage: Eukaryota; Evosea; Eumycetozoa; Dictyosteliales; Dictyosteliaceae. Gene Ontology annotation, molecular function: DNA binding; zinc ion binding. The record is from RefSeq and is a predicted model, not a curated record. The coding region runs from base 1 to 522 and encodes 173 amino acids. The transcript has a single exon.
AUGGAUUCUGGUGACUCUAAUACUACACAACAACAAAAUACCCCAACUCCUUGUUCAAAAGGAUGUGGAUUUUUCGGUAAUCCUCUUACUGAGAAUAUGUGUUCGAAAUGUUUUAGAACUAAAAAAGAAACAACCUCAAAUAAUGACAACAAUAGCAUUAGUAAUAUAAAUACAACUUCAACCACCUCAACCACCACAAAUAGUAUCACCAAAAAAGAUAUUGAAAUAAAUAAACAACAAGCAACAAACGCAGUUGUCGAAACUGCUAAACUUGUAGAGGUUGAAGAACCACCAACAGAAGAAAAAGAUACUAAAAAAGUUCAAACCGAUACCACCAAAUGUUUUAGUUGCAAUAAAAAGGUUGGUUUAUUAGGUUUCAAGUGUCGUUGUAGUUUUGUAUAUUGUUCCACUCAUAGAUACUCUAACAAGCACGAUUGCUCUUUCGACUAUAAAUCCGCUGGUAAAGAACAACUUGCCAAAGAUAAUCCUACCGUAAUGGCCAGUAAAAUUAAUAAAAUUUAA